This is a messenger RNA of Spinacia oleracea (spinach), 1158 nucleotides long. RefSeq lists its product as uncharacterized. The record is from RefSeq and is a predicted model, not a curated record. Gene Ontology annotation, molecular function: RNA-DNA hybrid ribonuclease activity; nucleic acid binding. The transcript has 2 exons. Lineage: Eukaryota; Viridiplantae; Streptophyta; Magnoliopsida; Caryophyllales; Amaranthaceae. The coding region runs from base 1 to 1158 and encodes 385 amino acids.
AUGAUCAGGAAGCAAGUGGGAAUGGGAACAAACACCUUGUUCUGGCAUGAUCUCUUGGUAGGUGACUGCCCAUUAAAAGCCAAAUGCCCAAGACUUUUCAGACUAAACUCGAGUCCUAAUGGAUCUGUAUCCUCAUUUAAGUUUUGGGAAGGAAAAAAAUGGGAAUGGGCCUUCUCUUGGUGCAGGGAAUUCAGGCCAUAUGACACGAUUGAAUGGCAAUUGCUUCGUCUACUACUCGACCGAGUUCACUUCAACCCGGAAGUUCCUGACUCUUUUAUUUGGACCCCUCAUAAAAGUGGUUUGUUCACCGUCAAAUCAUUCUCACUCGAAUUAGCAAGAACAUCAUCUGGUUGGCACAUAGUACCUAUUAAGGGUCUAUGGAAGGGUUUGGUCCCUCAUCGUAUUGAACUCUUCGUUUGGUUUUCUAUCCUUGAAAAACUCAAUACAAGAGCAAAGUUGGCACAUCUUGGAAUUAUUCCCCCCUCUGAAGCACAUUGUGUGAUGUGUGGCACGUUCACUGAAUCUUCAAAUCAUCUCCUUAUCCAUUGCUCCUUUGCAUACCAUCUUUGGUCUUGGUGGCUGGAAGUAUGGGGGCUACAAUGGGCUUUCCCCGCAGACUUAAGAAGUGCCUUCAUCCAAUGGUCUCCUCCACACAAAGGAAUUUUUUUCAAAAAGGUGUCGAAUGGGUCUACUACCCCCACUCCCAUGGCUGUUUGGUCACCUCCUUCGGGGAACGGCUUAAAGUGGAAUGUGGACGCCUCUUAUCAUCCAUCCCUUCAGAAGUCUGCUAUUGGAGGGGUCCUAAGGGACUCUAAUGGGAAGUUCUUAUGUCUAUUUUCUUCUCCUAUUCCUCCCAUGGAGAUUAACCUUGCAGAAGUGUACGCAAUUCACCGAGCCAUUAAAAUAUCACAAAGCUGCACCAACAUCAUGUCUCACAAUCUGAUAAUUGAAUCUGACUCGGCAAACGCUGUUAAAUGGUGCACAUCAAAGGAUGGAGGUCCAUGGAACAUCCACUUCAUUCUGAACUUUAUUCGCAACUCCUCCUCCGCGGACAGCAGUGUGGAGAUCAUACAUAAAAGCCGUGCUGCAAAUGCCGUAACGGACUGUUUGGCUAAGCAAGGUCUUAGCAGAGCCGACGACUUCAUUGCAUGGGUUUAG